Molecule: messenger RNA, 611 nt
Organism: Sesamum indicum (sesame)
Lineage: Eukaryota; Viridiplantae; Streptophyta; Magnoliopsida; Lamiales; Pedaliaceae
Product: Putative membrane lipoprotein
Source: RefSeq, a predicted model, not a curated record
AAGUGUGAGCUCUUUAUAGUGUGGGGAAAGGGUUCAUAUGCAAUGGCCACUGUAAAAUGAUCCUCUAAUUGGUCUUGACAACUAAGUAGAAAAUGCAGAAGGGCUUCACUCUCAUUCAGACGGUGGCCACUGCAGGUGUCUUCUCCGCUGUCUCCUUCUGGUAUGGAUUCAUGUUUGGCAGAGAGUCGGCGCGCAAGGAGCUUAAUGAUUUGAUUGAAAACCUCCGCCGCUCCAGUUCUGAUGCCACUUCCACUGCGCCACCGCCUCCGGAGCAGUCCUAAGAUGGGAGUCAGUUCAGACGAGCUGCUUGGAUAUUUCUAGAGAAGGCAAUAGAUGGUUCUAAAAUUUUAGGUGACAGAUUCUGAGGCAUGCAUCCUAAGUGCCUCGAUAUGUUAAAUCGGUUUCUAGGUGUGAAAUUCUCCUCUUUCUUUCAUAGAGAUUUGACAAAUUAUAGAAUCUCUGCAUGUAGCACAUGUAUGGAUGCGGCUGAAAGUAGUUCGAUUGGAAGAAAGCAUCAGCAGUCAUACAGCCAUGAGCAUCAGACUCAAAAGUUAUGAAUUGAUUACCUGAACUACUCCAUCACAUCUAUGCACUUAUGGCCCAAAAUAUUC